Messenger RNA from Leishmania mexicana MHOM/GT/2001/U1103, 402 nucleotides. RefSeq names its product protein disulfide isomerase. Bases 1 to 402 code for a protein of 133 amino acids. Lineage: Eukaryota; Euglenozoa; Kinetoplastea; Trypanosomatida; Trypanosomatidae. The record is from RefSeq and is a predicted model, not a curated record. Gene Ontology annotation, biological process: protein folding. Gene Ontology annotation, molecular function: protein disulfide isomerase activity. The transcript has a single exon. Gene Ontology annotation, cellular component: endoplasmic reticulum.
AUGUCGCUUGUCCGGAAGACACUCGCCGUCCUGCUGACGGUCGCCCUCCUUGCCGCCUGCGCGACGGCUGAGAUGGUCGAGCUCAACCCGGCGAACUUUCACAAAAUCGUGAAGGACCCGUCGAAGAACGUCUUCGUCAUGUUCUACGCUCCGUGGUGUGGGCACUGCAACAACAUGAAGUCGACCUGGCUGGAGCUGGCGGACAAGUACCCCAUAAUGGAGGACGUUGUCAUCGCCCGCGUCGACGCGAGCAAGUACCGCGGCAUCUCGAAGGAGUUCAACGUCCACGGGUUCCCGACGUUGAAGUUCUUCUCCAAGAAGAACAAAUCGGGUGAAAUCGAGUACGAGGGCCCGCGCGAGCUCUCCGCCUUCGUGUCAUACGUCUCGGCCAACAAGCAGUGA